Drosophila pseudoobscura is the source of this 1047-nucleotide messenger RNA. It is a transcript of the gene jhamt, whose product is annotated as juvenile hormone acid methyltransferase. NCBI's taxonomy places the organism in Eukaryota, Metazoa, Arthropoda, Insecta, Diptera, Drosophilidae. The transcript is spliced from 2 exons. The coding region runs from base 27 to 926 and encodes 299 amino acids. The record is from RefSeq and is a predicted model, not a curated record.
GCUGCAGUGCCCCACCAGUCGCCGACAUGAAUCAGGCCUCGCUCUACCAGAACGCCAACCAGGUGCAGCGCCACGACGCCAAGCUGAUCCUGGAGGAGUUCGCCUCGACGCUGCAGUGGCGAUCGGACGGGGAGGACGCCCUCCUGGACGUGGGCUCUGGCUCGGGAAAUGUGCUGAUGGACUUCGUGAAGCCCCUGAUGCCGCGGGGGGCCCAGCUGGUGGGCACCGACAUCUCCAGCCAGAUGGUGGGCUUCGCCAGCCAGCACUACCGGAGGGAGGAGCGCACCCAGUUCCGGGUGCUGGACAUUGGCUGCGAGCGACUGCCGCAGGAGCUGAGCGGCGGCUUCGAUCACGUCACCUCCUUCUACUGCCUCCACUGGGUGCAGAACCUGCGCGGGGCCCUGGCCAACAUUUACGAUCUGCUGAGGCCCGAAGGCGGCGACUGCCUGCUCGUCUUCCUCGCCUCCAAUCCCGUCUACGAGGUGUACAAGAUCCUGCAGUUGAACGAGAAGUGGUCGGGGUACAUGCAGGACGUCGAGCAGUUCAUCUCCCCGCUGCACUACAGCUCCAAUCCCGGCGAGGAGUUCACCCAGCUGCUCAACGAAGUGGGCUUCAUCCAGCACAAUGUCGAGAUUCGCAGCGAGGUCUUUGUCUACGAGGGUGUCAGGACUCUGAAAGACAAUGUCAAGGCUAUUUGUCCCUUCCUGGAACGCAUGCCAGCGGCCCUGCACGAAGAUUUCCUGGACGACUUUAUACAGAUUGUCAUCUCCAUGAAUCUGCAGCAGGGCGAUCAGGCCAACGGUCAGGAUCAGAAGUUUAUAUCCCCUUACAAGCUGGUGGUGGCCUAUGCUCGCAAGUCCCCGGAAUUUGUGAACAAUGUCCUGGUCGAGUCCCCGCAUCAGAAGCGCCUCAAGGGCCUGAAUUAGGGCUCCUCUGAGUGUUAGUGAAAUUUAUCAUUGCAGUGUUUAAAACCACUUAAACAGAGUCUAUUUAUGCCAAAUAAUAGCCAAAUAAUAAUCUACUUGUUAAGAAGUUCCUAAAACCCAA